AUGUCUGUCCGAGCGUUUCGAGAAUCGUGGUUAGAAUCGGCCAAAAUAGUCGCCCCAUUGGGAGUCAAUCUCAUGGACUGUAUUAAUGGCUAUCGAUUCAAGUUUGGGGACAAACCAUUUGCCGGUGUGGGAGGCAUACAGUGUUUGGCCUAUCAGUUCGCUAUCGUAGACACACUACGAGCGCUGGGCAUAACACCCGACGGCUACUUUGGUCACUCAUUAGGCGAAGUGAUGUGCGCUUAUAUGGACGGGUGGGCCGAUCGGCGCCAAUGUUUAUUAGCGUAUAGCGCAGCGCAAUUGCGCGCCACCGAUGAAUACAACCAUGGGUUAUUACUGCAAGCGGCCACCGAUUGCACCUGGUCAGAGUUGACCACUAGGCGUACUCACGUAACCGGUUAUGAAGCGCCUGUUCGGGCCCUAAUUGAUGAAUUGAACGAACAAGGGCGAAUAACUAAACCAUUAUGGUUGGCUCCCUAUAGCAUACACACCGGCUCGGCCUUCAUGGCCGACACGUACGACACGUUGCGUAAACAGUUUGAACGCGUAGUGCCGGACCCUCAGCGCCGACAACACAGCGCCCGUUGGCUCACUUCAGUGCCGCCGCCGAUGACUGGCGGGCCGUCUCUAUCAUCGCCUCCCGAAUACACAUUCGCCGAGUUUAUGGCGUCAAUGCUUUGGUCGCCGGUCGACGUCAAGUCGGCUGUGGAUCGACUGCCGGCCGACGCACUGGUCAUUGAUAUCUCAGGUCAGCGCGAUUUGCGUCACGUUGUGCUCAAAGACAGGCCUCAGGCUAAGUAUAUUAGUUGCACACGAGUUGAGCCCACAAUAGCCAACCAAUCGGUCAUAACUAAUGUGCGACAACUGUUGGCCAACACCGGCACCGAUGGCGGGCCCACACAUGUGAUCGCCACUACACGACAGGCCACUAAUGCGGCGUUGGAUGAGCUCCGGGACCGACACUCAAACCUACAUGUCCUACAACUGGACGGUACGGACUAUAAGAGUUUUGAUGGCUUUGCCAAACAAGUGGCCGAUAUUGUGGGCGACAGGGGUUUGGAUACACUCAUCAAUAACGCCGGCAUUUAUCUAAAGCAAAGACUGAAUGAGACAACCGCUGAAGAUAUGGUGACUAACUUUAAAGUCAAUUCCGUGGGACCACUGAUGCUCACCAGAGCUUUGCUGCCAGUGCUUAAAAAAUCAGCGGCAGCCAAGCGCAAAACCAUCAUUGUUAACAUUACUUCUCAACUGGGCUCGAUCCAGAACAUUGACAAAUUCAAAAUGGCAAUGUUUUACCCUUACAUUGUAAGCAAAGCCGCGUUGAACAUGAUCAAUAAAUGCUUGGAUGUAGAUCUGGCUUCCUAUGGCAUCAGGUCGGUGGCUAUUCACCCUGGUCACGUGGCCACAGACAUGAGUCCGCACGGCACGUUUACCCCGGAGCAAAGUGUGACCCAGGUACUACGCACUGCUAACACUGUUAAGGAUUCCGAUUAUGGCAAGAUGCUUAAUUAUGAUGGUGCUGUGUUGCCAUUUUGA
Molecule: messenger RNA, 1533 nt
Organism: Medioppia subpectinata
Lineage: Eukaryota; Metazoa; Arthropoda; Arachnida; Sarcoptiformes; Oppiidae
Source: the annotation of a GenBank genome assembly